ACUUCCUCAGACAGCGGACCAGUCGAACACUCCGGCUCAACUGCGGCGUUGAAUUCCGACGUCGAGUCGAACAAAAGAAAGCCGUAAGUACGGGAUGGAUUAAUAGGUGGAUCGUUGUAUUGAGACCUUUGCAGGUUUCUUGUGCGCGUGUCGUACACGCUUAUCCGCAGAUUCCGGGCGAUCGAAUCAGAUCCCAGUUUCUUUGGAUGUGGUUCCCUAGUGGCAGGAUGUGUUGCUGUCAUUUCCGUAGUCACUCUCAUCAGCUUCAUGCUCUUCACGGCUACGAGGCUCGACCCCCGAGAGUAUGGAAUGCCUACAACAAUCGACACCACUAACCCAGCCCACGAGAAUGACACGACGAAUGGUAAAACGCACAAUGGCGUUCAUCACCGCCACUAUCACAAAUUCUACAAGGGGCGCAAGAAGAGCACAGGCUCACCAGCACCUCAUGAACAACAUCGCGUCUUGGCGUGCACCGUGGACGCCGGUGUCACGGACAACCGGGUUUACCCCCCAGAUGGUCUCUGCGAUUAUCUACUAUUCCGGAAUGUACUGUUUCAGAAGGGAAAAUUCAUAGCCGCCGAUAAUGAAAGCGCCAGCUUGUCAAUGUUUAAGGAAGCAUCACGUGACUCCAAUGCGACAGCCUUUGGGUAUGCACUCGACUUCGGAACUUUCGAUACCGUGGCAGAGGGCAACAGACCGGUCGACAUGAAGCCAGCUAUAGUGAACGCAGCUGCACGCCAUGCCAUUCGUGGUAUAGGUGUCUUGGACUUGACCAACGUCCUUCUGGACGAAGACAUGAACAGCACUCAGCGCUUCUUCCAGGAGAACCGUAAAAGUUUGCCAUCCGAAGGUUUCAUGUUCAUCGGAAUCGAGGCACCGUCCAGCAUCAACCAACUUUUACGACUGGCGCACAUUGCUAAGGACGUUGACAUCGCCAUUCUGAGGACCCACGUGGAAUUUAGCCCUGACUCCCCGUGCGUUGUUGCGUACCCCGGUGCUUGGGCUGGCCGAGGUCAACCCGGGCAGCGAGAGACCGUACAGAUCCUGGGCAAUCUCACCAAUGACACGUCGACCGCGUGGCUGGUGUCCUUCCAGCUAGGCGUUCUUGCCUACGAAGGGUCCAGUCAGGUCCUCGACGUUGGCCAGAACUGCAGCACACACUAUACCCUCGGAUACGAUGACGUGUGUCGGGAGCAACGCGACACGGUCGUUGAUGAGCAAGCGCUCGUCGUCUUUCAGCAAGGCAAGGGAAGCGGGACGUAUCGAACGUUCGAGACUUCGGAGACCUUGGAACGAAAGAUCGUGCUCUUCCUGAACGCUAUGGCGAGCUGUGGCAUCCACGUUGGAGUGGCUUUGUUUGAUAUCCAGUUUGAGAACUACGAGACGGACUGUUCAUCCGAUAACACUAUCCCUCGUCGUUUUAGCCGUCUGUCGACUACCAAAUACGUUCUUGAACUCUAUACCGUAUGAUUGCAUUUGUUCUGACACAAAUUCACUUUAAUCAUUUACUCGACUAGGUACAUUUAACGCAUUGCGCUUCUGCCAGCCGCACACGAAGGCCUGAUUAAAGAUAGUAAAGUCAAAACAAUGGUUGCCUGGGCUCCAUGCUCUCUUGUAAAGAGUGCAUCGUGCUCACAGUAGGGCAAUUUCAUCCAAACAAUAUCAACACUGCUACAGAAGAAGGCGCACAUCUAACCCGUCUCAUAUGUCCCGUUGAACUUGCAUAAACACUGCGUUACUAUUGGCUCGUUCGGCUGUCCAGGGGGCGCAGUUUCCUGCAGUUAUUUCAUCAGACAUUGUAGAUAUUCUCCGACGUAGGUCGAACGCACGACCUAAUUCGAAGACAAGACAACGUGUUUUCAGCAUCGUUAUCUACGCUUGUAGAAUAUAUCGUAGAACGUGAAGAAAAACAAUGUGAAAGUU
Ornithodoros turicata is the source of this 1926-nucleotide messenger RNA. RefSeq lists its product as uncharacterized. The record is from RefSeq and is a predicted model, not a curated record. The coding region runs from base 268 to 1473 and encodes 401 amino acids. The transcript is spliced from 11 exons. NCBI's taxonomy places the organism in Eukaryota, Metazoa, Arthropoda, Arachnida, Ixodida, Argasidae.